CUGAUGGAAAACAGGACAGAAGUGGCAGAGUUCAUCCUCCUAGGCCUAACCAGUGCCCCAGAACUGCGAAUCCCUCUCUUUGUAAUAUUCCUUCUCAUCUACCUCAUCAAUAUGGCUGGGAACCUGGGGAUGCUCCUGCUGAUCCUGCUGGACCCUCGUCUGCACACUCCCAUGUACUGUUUCCUGGGUAACCUGUCUCUGGUGGACAUCUGCUACUCCUCAGCUGUCACUCCCACGGUUGUAUCUGGGCUCCUGAUAGGAAAGAAGGUCAUUUCCUACAAUGCCUGUGCUGCUCAGAUGUUCCUGUUUGCAGCCUUUGCCACCGCGGAAAAUUUUCUCUUGGCAGCCAUGGCCUAUGACCGCUAUACCGCAGUGUGCAAACCCCUGCACUACACCUCCACCAUGACUACAGGGGUGUGUGCAUGCCUGACCCUGGGCUGCUAUGUUGGUGGCUUCCUGAAUGCCUCCAUCCACACCGGGGACACUUUCAGUCUCUCCUUCUGUGAGUCCACUGUGGUCCAUCAGUUUUUCUGCGAUGUCCCAGCAGUCAUGGUUCUCUCUUGCUCUGAUAGACAUGUCAGCGAGAUGGUUCUUGUAUAUGCAGCGAGCUUUGUUAUCUGCUCUGCUCUCUUUGUUAUUUUGGUAUCCUACACGUUCAUUUUUGUCACUCUCCUAAACAUGCGCUCAGCUUCAGGACACCAGAAGGCUCUGUCCACCUGCGUCUCUCACCUCACUGCCGUCUCCAUCUUCUACGGGACUCUCAUCUUCAUGUACCUGCAGCCCAGCUCCAGUCACUCCAUGGACACAGACAAGAUGGCGUCCAUGUUCUACACCAUGGAGAUCCCCAUGCUGAACCCACUGGUCUACAGCCUGAGGAACAAGGAGGUCAAGGGUGCAUUCAAAAGGUGGUGGAGAAGGCAAAGCAUUUUCUAG
Molecule: messenger RNA, 933 nt
Organism: Fukomys damarensis (Damara mole-rat)
Lineage: Eukaryota; Metazoa; Chordata; Mammalia; Rodentia; Bathyergidae
Product: olfactory receptor 5B3-like
Exons: 1
Coding region: 4-933 (309 amino acids)
Biological process (GO): G protein-coupled receptor signaling pathway; sensory perception of smell
Cellular component (GO): membrane
Molecular function (GO): G protein-coupled receptor activity; olfactory receptor activity; odorant binding
Source: RefSeq, a predicted model, not a curated record